Girardinichthys multiradiatus is the source of this 1355-nucleotide messenger RNA. RefSeq lists its product as uncharacterized. Bases 140 to 1183 code for a protein of 347 amino acids. Lineage: Eukaryota; Metazoa; Chordata; Actinopteri; Cyprinodontiformes; Goodeidae. The transcript has 8 exons. The record is from RefSeq and is a predicted model, not a curated record.
UUAAAUGUGGUGUAGAUGGGAAGCCUUACUUUUGGUGCAUGUUGCUUGGUGUAUUUGGGCAAGGUCUUGGAACUUGACUUGGGUGUUUCUCAUGUUUGUGCUUUUUGGAAUUUUUUUUUGUCUUCUCAAAUGAGGAAUAAUGGAAGAGAGGCUUUCUGAAGUUCUGACACGCAGUGCAAAUUACAUCCCACCAGGUCGUCAACUUCCCCGUACUCCUCCUAUGACAAGUGUAAAGCGACACUUGAAUUUUGGCAGUGCAGAUGAAUCUGUGUUGCCAAACAGCAAUGCAGAGGCAGAUAAAGAUGCUUUGGUGCUUGGUUCCAGAAGUUGUACAAUUGAGAACCCUUACUCUAUGCUGAAGGGCAUGAAGGGGUAUUGUCCCACUCCUGAUGACUUAAAUUUCCUCAAGAAGAAGACAGUAGAUGAACUCGUGAAAAAGCUUCAGGGUGAACUGGCAGAGACUCAGGCCCUGCUGAAAAAAGAAGUGAAUGCCUUGGAGCUUGCACUCGCAUCCAGGGAGAUGAUGCUGGCCAGUUUCAACAAGUUCCCCUCGUGUGACAAGUUAUCCAACUGGGCGCAACUUGUCAUUGGAAAGGCCUCGCCUCUUGAUUUAACAGAUCUAGACACAAAGUCACUUUUGGCUAUGGUCACAAUAGAGAAAAUCCAGAGAUUCAAUGACCAGAAGAAGGCAGCUAUGGCUCAAAUGGAAGCAACUGCUGCAGAAAAGUACAAAAAAGAAGCUGAAGAUAGAGGCCAGCUUAAAAUACAAGUUGCCAAUGAGGAGCUAAAGAUACAGGAGCUGAUCAGGCAAUUAACAGAUCUGAAAUCUGAGCUCUUCCAGCAAGAGACAAACACAGGUAACGAACCGAUGGAGGAUUCAGAGAAGCUACAAGCUACAAAGGGUAACCGAAGACAUCAGCAAGACCAAAAAAAGGAUGUUAAAUUGGGUGAGACUCACGAAAUUGAAUGUAAAUCAAGGCAGAAACACACCAACAAAGAGAUGAGUGUGAAACAUGGUCGGGCAGUAACAGAAAUGUCAAAACAAAAAUCUGGAGCACUGAUGGGAGAGUCACCAAAGCAGGAGAAGGUAACCAGAGGGAGAAGGCAAAAAAUCGAGCCGCUGGAAACCCAACAGGCUAUGCCUGAGCUAAGGCGAUCUAAAAGGAUUGCAAACAGAAAUUAAAUGCUGGACUGAACGUUUUCUUGAAUAGGACUGAAUUUUCUCUUUCAUUUCGAAGGUGGGCGCUUUUGUGUCUGACACAUACAGUUUCCUUUUAAUUUUAUUCAGUUGUCUGUAUUUAAAUUAAUUUAAAUACUGACUUUUUUGUUAUUUGAAAUAAAGUCAUUGGAAGAUU